ACCCCCAUGCCGUCCAGCCAGUGUAACCAGCGAAUGGUAGUUGGUAGAGAAGGCGGCGCAAUGACCAAAACAUUAAGAGGCUGCACGAACAUCGGUGCGAUGAAGGGGGUAACCAUCCGUCUCGCGCGCGCGUGGCAACAAUAACAAACCACUGAAGUUGUAAAGCGGGGUGGGGUGCCGGGUGGGGAGGCGGCAGGAAAGAACAGGAAUUGCUCGCUGACCAAGAAGAGCUACGGCUUCAACGAGGGGAGGGAGGGGCUUCCGAAUGAAAGCAAGGCCUGCCUCCCAAAUAAUGGCAGUGUCCAAGUGAGCUUUGUCGUGUCCUGUCUCCAGGCUGGAAAAGACACGCCGCUGUUCUGGCUUCUAGAAGGCAGGCGGCGGCUUCCCCCACCUCUGGGCCUUUGUUGCUAAUCUUUUAAUCUGCUCCGGAAAGGAGAGAAGGGGAUUUAGGGAGGACUGCAGCAGCUGCAAGCAACCCCCGCAAAUCUCUGGCCUCGGCCAGCAUCCUCCCUUCCCCUAGAGCUUGCUUCGGCUGCAGCGACGUCUCCUCCUCCUCACGUGACCAGCCCGGCAAGUUGGGCACUGGGAGAGAGCGAACGAGGCUGGCAGCCAGCCAGCCAGCCAGCCACUGGGGCCAAUGCCGCAACAACAAUAAAGAGCGGCAAAAAAGCGGCGGGGGUGUGUGAGGAGAGCCUGCCUCAGAGGCGCUCAAACAGAACGUUCGGCGGGCUCAAGUAGCGCGAGGAGGAGCCGCCGCCGCCGGACAAGCAGCGCGAACCUCCGGGGGAAAGGACUCCUCUCAGCUCCUCCUUUCGUCCGUUCACUGCCCGUUCCUGGGCGGGUAGUCCGCCCCCUUGCGGGGCUCGACGGCUCCCUCCAUACACGCACCACAAAACGGAGGAGGAUGGCGGGUUGGCUGUUGCCGUAAGAGCAGCCCUGGGGAGCAGAGCCUUCCCCGGGAGCAACAAGAAGUCGGGGAGGAAACCAGCCGAGCCUUGGCGGGAAGCGCAAAGCCAGCGAGAUGGCCAACGAGUCGCUUCAGAGUGAUCCAGACAACUGGUCAGUGCUGGACCAGCUGGGCCUGGACCAGAGCUCAGAUUUCUCAGACACCAGCGUGCAGCAGAAGUUGGAUGAAGAAAAGGAGAAAAUUAAGCGUGAGAUCCGCAAAGAGUUGAAGAUAAAGGAGGGAGCAGAAAACUUGCGCAAGGCCACCACAGACCGUAAGAACCUCUCCAAUGUGGAGAAUUUGCUCAAGAGCUCCAACCGCAAACUGGAGGCCCUGCACCACCAACUGCAAGAUCUCAAUGCACAUAUUGUCGUAAAAGACCCUGAAGAGCUGGGGGAUGCCCCGCAAUCGCCAAGCAGCCUGAGCCGAUCAACAGCUACCAAAAACCGCAUUGCUGGUCUGGAGAAGCAGCUCAAUAUUGAGCUGAAGGUGAAGCAGGGAGCAGAGAACAUGAUCCAGAUGUAUGCUAACGGUGCUGCCAAGGCAACAGGUCUCCAGUGUCUCUGGCAGAGUCCUCUCUCAACGCUGCUACCCAAGGAUCGGAAGCUGCUGCAGACAGCCCAGCAGAUGCUACAGGACAGCAAGACUAAGAUCAAUAUAAUCCGCAUGCAGAUCCGCAAGGCUAUGCAGGCUGACGAGGUGCAGCUGAAUAUGGAGGAUGGGCAAGGUAACACGGAUCUGAGCACCAUAGAGUUGAGGAUUGAAGAACUGCGACAUCACUUCCGGGUGGAGCAUGCUGUAUCUGAGGGAGCCAAGAAUGUACUGCGCCUUCUGAGCUCCAGCAAAGUUCAGGACCGUCAUGCCAUCUCAGAGGCACAGACCAAGCUGAAUGAGUCAAGUCAGAAGCUGGACCUUUUGCGGCACUCUCUGGAACAGCGGCUGGCUGAGUUGCCUCAAGAUCACCCAAAGGGCUGCAUCAUCAAGGAGGAGCUCAUCCUGGCAUCCUCCCCAGCCUUCAGUGCCCGCAGUACCACUUCCUACCAACACAACCAGUACAACCAAUACAACACCCUCUCAAAGCCAUCUCCACUCACAGGAACACUGGAAGUUCAGUUGCUGGGCUGCAGUGAUCUGUUGGAGUUUGUCCCAGGACGCACCCGUGGCUCUACUGUCUCCCUGCCAUGCAACAGCCCUGGUGAAGCACGGCCCUCUUUCAUGAGUCGCAGUGGGCGAGGGCUGUACAGCCGGAGUGGUAGCGUAAGCGGCAGGACAACCAUCAAAACUGAAGAUAACAGCAAUGAGGUGAGUGCUGUACUGAAGCUGGAUAAUGCAGUUGUAGGCCAGUCAGCCUGGAAGCCCAGCAGCCUGGAAGCCUGGAACCAGACUUUCACAGUGGAGCUGGAGAGGGCAAGAGAGCUGGAGAUUGGUGUGUACUGGCGUGAUUACCGCAGUCUCUGUGCCCUGAAAUACCUCAAGCUGGAGGAUUUUCUUGACAACCAACGUCAUGAAAUCCACCUGGAGUUGGAGCCACAGGGUACUCUCUUGGCAGAGGUUACCUUUUUCAACCCUGUCAUCGAGCGCAUACCCAAGCUCCAGCGGCAAAAGAAGAUCUUUUCUAAGCAGCAAGGAAAAGCCUUCCUGCGCGCCCGCCAGAUGAACAUUGAUAUUGCCACUUGGGUGCGACUCCUGCGGCGCAUCAUCCCCACUGCCAACACCACAGGCACUUACAGCCCUUCAACACAGAUGACCCCGACAUCUAGUUCGGAGAGUAGGCAUGGCCUCAACUCUGAGGACAUUGCCAUUGAGCAGCUGAGCUUAGAUGGGGACAGAAUUCAGAUUGAACAUGUGGGUCAGGAUGACAGUGAGCUGUCUGGGAAAGUUUUGUUGACCUCACAAGUUGGAGAGGAGAUUCCCUUCCAGGUGGAGCUGGGCUCGGGAGGCGAGGCCAGAGGAUCUGACGGUAUUUUUCACAGCAGCCAUCCGGGAAAAACACCCCUCACCAUGGAUGACUUUCAUUUUGUAGCUGUGCUGGGUCGUGGCCACUUUGGGAAAGUGCUGUUGUCUGAGUUACACCGAACAGGGGAGCUGUUUGCCAUUAAAGCCCUGAAGAAGGGUGACAUUAUCGCAAGGGAUGAGGUGGAGAGCCUGAUGUGUGAGAAGCGGAUCUUUGAGACUGUGACCCAUGCGCGGCACCCCUUCCUAGUGAACCUCUUCGCCUGUUUCCAGACACCUCAGCAUGUCUGUUUUGUCAUGGAAUACACAGCAGGUGGAGAUCUCAUGAUGCACAUCCACACAGAUGUAUUCACAGAGCCACGUGCCACGUUUUAUGCUGCUUGUGUUGUCCUGGGGCUGCAAUUUCUUCAUGUCCACAAAAUUGUAUACAGGGAUCUAAAGCUGGAUAACUUACUGCUGGACACAGAGGGAUUUGUGAAGAUUGCAGACUUUGGCCUCUGCAAAGAAGGGAUGGGCUAUGCUGAUCGCACCAGCACAUUCUGUGGGACACCAGAGUUUUUGGCUCCUGAGGUGCUGACCGACACAUCGUACACAAGAGCAGUUGACUGGUGGGGACUGGGUGUACUUAUCUAUGAGAUGCUUGUGGGAGAGUCCCCAUUCCCUGGUGAUGAUGAAGAAGAAGUAUUUGACAGCAUUGUCAAUGAUGAGGUGCGCUACCCUCGCUUCCUUUCCACAGAGGCCAUUGGCAUCAUGCGUCGGCUGUUGCGGCGGAACCCAGAACGGCGCUUGGGCUCCAGUGAGCGUGAUGCUGAGGAUGUGAAGAAGCAGCCAUUCUUCAGGAGCAUUGAGUGGGAAGCCCUCCUCGCCCGUAAGAUCAAGCCACCAUUUGUGCCAGUAGUCAAGGGCCGUGAAGACAUCAGCAACUUUGAUGAGGAGUUCACAGCUGAAGCAGCUCUGCUGACACCGCCCCGUGAAUCGCGGCCCCUCACUCAAAAAGAGCAGGAUGCCUUCAAGGACUUUGACUAUGUUUCCAAUGCCUGCUAGCUCUAGGAGUGGGGGCAAGGAGAUCCCCCCCAAUACGGUCAGCCCUAUGGGGCACAGCUCUGCUCCACUCAGACGCUUGCUAGCCCUGCUGCUAGUUCCAGGAGUGGAGCUGGGACAGCCCAGCAACACUGCCAACUUCAUGGGGGUAGAGUAAUGUUCACCAACAUAUGCCUGCUCUGGGACUCAACAGUGAAAGCCCCAGAAAUAUUUCUGCAUCCUCCAGGACACAGUAUAGUUCACACAGACACUUGGAUACCUGCGAAUUCCAGGGGGAGGGGCAGAGAGAGAGAGAGAGUGCCAGUGCCAGUCCAAUGUAACAGGCACUAUAGGCCCAGAGACGUGGGUGGAUGAAUCUGUGUGAUAGUAUCUUUUUCUCCAUUGAUUCCCAAAUUAACUGCUAAAAUGAGCAAAGAUAAUUUUCCAUUAUGAGAAACCUAUAGGGGUUAGAGCCACAGAAGCCAAAGGGCCCUUCCCUGUCUUAAAACAUAACUGUGGCUUUCAUUUCAUUUUUUAACAAUCUUCCAAGGAAAUGGCUUGCCUUUCUGGUGGUAGUGUUGUUGAAACCCAUUGUUUAAAAUCUUAACCCAGAAGGGAAAAUCUUCUUUGUUCUGUUCUGCACCACUGUCUUGUAUCUUUCUCUAAAAGUGCCGUAAAGUUUUUUGGGUUCAAACUAGGGAUUGACACAUUCCCCUUGGAUCAAUAAUAGAACUGGCUCUGAAAGUAUAAGCUUUCUUGGUAAGCAUUUUAGAAAAGGCUUGGCUGUCUUGCCCCCCAAAUUCAUUCCAGUUCAUAAUGUUGGCAUGUGUGUGCUGAUACUGCAACACAUGGGUGUGUUAUUAUAUUGCCUCCCUGAGCAUUGGAGAUUGGUUUCACUUGCCCCAGUCCCAGACAUGGAAAAGAGCUAUCUGGAAAUUCAAGCACGCACAUGCCCUGAACAAACUCACCUGGGACCAACAGAGUUUUAGUUCGAGAAGAGCAACGACAUCAUCAUGUGUUUGCAAGAAAGAGGCAGGAGAAUUGAUUGACCCAAGUAUAGGUGACACUUGCCAAACAAAAGUCUGCUUGGGUAGGUGAGCCUGGUCACAUUGGUUACAAGAAUCAAUGAGAGUUUAUUUCAUCAUGAAUAAGCAGUUUAAUAUUAAAGAACUUCUGUGCCUACUACACAGCAGCUGGCUUUUGCCACCACUUCUGCCCACUGCUGACUAUGCAUGCUCAGAAUCUUUUUAAAUAUACCAAGCUGGAGAGGAACUUCUCAAGAAAAAAUGGCAAUUCAUAACAUUGCCAAGCAUUGUAAACUAGAUAGAUUUGUUUACUGAGCCAGGAAACAGUGAAUUUCAGCAACAUUAUUAAUUCAAACCUACCACUUGGAAAUUA
Rhineura floridana is the source of this 5317-nucleotide messenger RNA. RefSeq names its product protein kinase N1 (gene PKN1). The coding region runs from base 1022 to 3943 and encodes 973 amino acids. Lineage: Eukaryota; Metazoa; Chordata; Lepidosauria; Squamata; Rhineuridae. Gene Ontology annotation, molecular function: small GTPase binding; ATP binding; protein serine/threonine kinase activity. The record is from RefSeq and is a predicted model, not a curated record. Gene Ontology annotation, biological process: protein phosphorylation; signal transduction. The transcript is spliced from 23 exons.